Messenger RNA from Trichophyton benhamiae CBS 112371, 150 nucleotides. RefSeq lists its product as uncharacterized. The transcript has 2 exons. The coding region runs from base 1 to 150 and encodes 49 amino acids. The record is from RefSeq and is a predicted model, not a curated record. NCBI's taxonomy places the organism in Eukaryota, Fungi, Ascomycota, Eurotiomycetes, Onygenales, Arthrodermataceae.
AUGGAAGAUCCUUUUUUUGCCCUCCUUUGCCUCUUAUCUGCAAGGUCCUCCAGCAACUCGCUCGAGAAGGAGAAGGAGAAGGAGAAGGAGAAGGAGAAGGAGAAGACGAAGGAAGAAACAGAAUUCAUUACCAUCCACAGGAACAAGUAG